UCUACGGUUACAAUAGAAAGAGUUCCAAACGUCUAAAACGGCAACGUCAAAAAGAAAAAUAAUCAAAGAAUUUUGUGAAUUGUCACAUUGAGAUUUGUGAAUUGUGAUUAUUUUUUUAUAUAUUGCGAUGUUUUCAAAUAGCAAAACAUGAAAAUCCGUUUUUUUUAAUCAUUAUUGUUGCGGUAUUAAAAACAUUCCUAUUUGAAUAGUAACUUUUAUUAUAUUUUUUUCAAUAACGAUGGGUGGAUUAUUUACUAAAAGUAAGAAACCAGUCAGUAGAGUAACUGAACAAGAUAAGGCGAUUCUUCAAUUAAAACAACAGCGGGAUAAGUUAAAGCAGUACCAAAAGAAAAUUGAAUUAAAUUUAGAAAGGGACCGACAGUUAGCUAAAAAACUUCUCGCUGAAGAUAAGCGUGAUAGAGCAAAAUUACUUCUGAGAAAGAAGAAAUACCAAGAAAAUCUAUUGCAAAAUACAGAUGCACAGCUUGAAAAGUUAGAGCAAUUGACACAUGAUUUAGAAUUUGCUGAGAUUGAAGUACAGGUACUUGAUGGCUUGAAGAAUGGUAAUGCUGCUUUGAAGAAGGUUCAUGAUAUAUUAAAUAUUGAUGAAAUAGAAAAAAUAAUGGAUGAAACUCGGGAAGGUAUUGAGAAACAAAGAGAGAUUGAUGAACUAAUUUCUGGACAACUCACUGAAGAAGAUGAUGAAGCAAUUGAAAAUGAGCUUGAAGAGAUUCUUGACGUUAGUAAACAACUUCCGGAUGUUCCAGCAGAUGAAAUAAUGGACACUGAAGAAGCUGUGCCAGAAAAACCUCAAAGGACAAAAGUGGGUCAGAAAAAAAUUGCAUUGGAAGCCUAAACAAAUUUUAUUAAUAAUAAUAUUGUUUAAUUUUAAAAAUGUAUAUGCAUGU
Messenger RNA from Zerene cesonia (dogface butterfly), 908 nucleotides. It is a transcript of the gene Vps20, whose product is annotated as charged multivesicular body protein 6-A. The transcript is spliced from 2 exons. NCBI's taxonomy places the organism in Eukaryota, Metazoa, Arthropoda, Insecta, Lepidoptera, Pieridae. Bases 239 to 856 code for a protein of 205 amino acids. Gene Ontology annotation, cellular component: multivesicular body; ESCRT III complex. Gene Ontology annotation, biological process: vesicle budding from membrane; late endosome to vacuole transport via multivesicular body sorting pathway. The record is from RefSeq and is a predicted model, not a curated record.